Musca domestica (house fly) is the source of this 590-nucleotide messenger RNA. RefSeq lists its product as uncharacterized. The transcript has 2 exons. NCBI's taxonomy places the organism in Eukaryota, Metazoa, Arthropoda, Insecta, Diptera, Muscidae. The record is from RefSeq and is a predicted model, not a curated record. The coding region runs from base 85 to 507 and encodes 140 amino acids.
AAACGACCAUUUAUCCUGAAAUUUUACAAUGUAACCUGUACGAACUAUGAUGACCUGAUAAAGAAAUAUGAAUGCAAUAUAAAAAUGCUAUCCACCAGUCGCUAUGCUUACAACAUGUUGAUAGAAUUUAAUCGUGAUUUUCCUAUUUCUACCAAUAUUCGAUUAAUGGCCAUGUAUUACGGAAAGCCGAAUAGUAAAGCUGUCAAACUUUUUGAUGUCAAAUUCAAUUGGUGUGACAUGCUGCAACACACUGUCGCUGUGCCGGUGAUAAAGUCAAUCCUGGUGGAAAUGACACGAUCCAGUAAUUUUCCACUCACGUGCCCGUUGAAAGCGAAUUAUACCUAUACAAUUGAAAAUUUCAUUAUAACCGAAGAAAUGCUUCCUCCAUAUGCUGGCACAUGUAAUUUUAGCUAUUACAUGGAAUUUAUUACUAAACAAGGAAAGCUUAUAUCAAGAAUCGAUUUUAAAGGCAGUGCAGAGCUGAUACCGAAGGGAAGAAAAUCAUAAGCAUUUUCGUUAAUGGCGCAAAGUACUUCAGUUUGAUUCUAAUUCGGUGAGGGGAAAAUUGUAAUAACUUGAAGGGGCGAUCG